UGUUUUGAGGUUAACCUGGGCGUUUUGCUUACAUUUGCUAUUUAAUAAGUUUGUUGUAGAAGGCGUAAUUUUAAUUUCUAGUUUUGUCAGUGAACUUUAAUAUUAAGCUAUGGAAGCAAAGGAAUUCGAUGCCACUUUAGGUGGUACUGAAAACCUGCCGUACGCAGCGAAUAGUUUGAAGUUUGCUGCCUCCAGGAGCGUAGAAAUCGCAGCAAUGACUGAAAGUAUACUAAGGCCAAGCAAAACUAAACUGAUAUUUCAAACAUUGCCGGUACACAUGAGGCGGCGGGUAAUGAGCCACAACUGUAAACGAUUGCCGCAAAAGUUACGAAAAGGCCAUUUAGAACAGUUAAAAAAGAGUGGGCUGCCUCCUAAACAAAAACGACCAUCUAGGAAAUACAGACGUCGACCAGCGAAUCUAUUAGAAGAGUAUAAUCGACGACAAAAGCGUAAUGUUUGGUUAGAAACACAUAUAUGGCAUGCAAAGAGAUUCCAUAUGGCUGAACGUUGGGGACAUCGCCUGCCGUACGCGCCGUGCGACAAGGCGUUCAGAGCAUGCUAUAGAGGCAGUUCUGCACACUGCCUUCUACAAGACAUAUCUUACCACAUACCAAUUCAAAUAACAGGCAAAGUACAAAAUAUCAAAGACAUGUUUGCAAAGAUAACUAGUAGUGUUUGUGGUUUAAGCAUUGUUGCUAUGGCUUACAUAAAAGGUACAAGACAAGGAACAGCCCAUAUCUUUGGGCUAAACUCAUUUCCUUUUGGUUAUAUAGGUAAAGUACAAUUUAUUUGGGUACCAAGUGAUAGCACGGUUAAAACCUUGUGGCUUUUUGUUCAUCCAUCACAAAUAAAAGCCAUACAAUCAGUUCUUGAAGAAGCUUCUCGUCCACAUGACAAAGAAGACUAUGAUAUAGCUAGCAAAAGGAGAAAAAUUGAGAAUGAUUCAGCAAUUAAAAUACAAGUAAUUCCACAAGCCUUCAACAGAUUUCGUCUAACAGGGCCGAACAGUCAUGCAGUGCUAGCUCAGAGCUUAAAGUGUGUGAAUGAUAUUGAUUGCAUCAAAAAUGAUAACUGGGUAUCCUUACAUAAGCCUAAAGAUUUAAAAGACAAGGAUGAAUACUGGCAAAGUAUAAGCACAGCUAGUACUCCAGCUCAACUACCCUCAAAUAUGAUUGUUGGGCUAGUUGUUAAAGAUCCUCGCCUUAGUCGGCCUUCACGGCGCACAAAGGCAAAACAAGACUCAAAUACUGAAAUCAGUAUAGAAUCUUUACUUACUGCUCCACCAUACCUAUCCAGUUCUCCACUAUGGGAUGUUAAAAUACAUGAAAGUAUUAAAAAGGAGUCAAUGACCAACGGCCAGUUUGUGAAGCAUGUAACCAAGAAUCAGUUAGUUCCGGGUGAGAUUGAUGAGCAUGACCCAGCUUUGCAGAGUGUGCCUAUUGUACUGAUUCAGAGAUCCGGUUCCCAGAACUCUGAAUUUAAGAAGAUUGGAUAUGGGAGUGGUUGGGAUAUUAUUAUACCUCGAGGUUAUGCUCUGCCAUUCUGGCUCACAUUCAUUAUGUUUGGAGCAAGAUCAGGAGGUUUGAGAGAAACGGAAAGUGUAGCAUUUGAAAUGGGGGAAUGUUAUCUACCACCAGAUUCUGAUGCUGGGAAGGAAAAUGAAAAACUGAUAGAAAUAGAAUCAAGAGAAAAGUACUUUAAAUUACCUCCUAGCAAAAGAGUUAAUUAUGUGAAAAUAGGAAUAAAUAGCCCUUUUAUAUGUCCCUGGAACAUAUUGCUGACUGAUUGGUGUGGUAAUCAAGUUAAUGAUUAUUUUGUAUUACGAAAUAGAAGUCUCUUGAAUGGAAUACAGGAUUCUGUUACUAGAAAACAAAGUUUACCAAAUGUAGAAAAUGCAGGUUUCUGCUUAAUUCCAGUCUACAUAAAAUUAGUUGCCAAAGGUAGUCUACACAAACACUCACUAAUAUGCUUACCAGAAGCUAGUGAUGUUAAUAAUGUUAAAACCUUAUUUGAGCCACAUCAUGAAGACCCCAAUGAAAAGCUUAGAAAGCUCAGACGUGUUGAGCACUUUAAAUUCUUAAAAAAGUGUAAGAGACACAAUGCAAAAUUAAAAAAGAAAAAGGUAACUUCGGAAAAGUUACACAAAAAGGUCAAAUCUGAGCCAUCAGAAUAUGUAAAAACAAUGAGAGUGUUAUGGCUUCCUUCCAAAGUUGUAACAGUCCGGAAUACAGCCUCGAGACAAGUGAUGGGCUAUGUAUCACAAGGAGCAUUCAGUUUCACUGAAGGACAUAGUUGCGGCAUUGGCUAUAUUGCAUAUAAUGCCCUGCAACUACUACUAAAUAAUGGACUCAACCAAGUCUUGGUGAGAACCACAUCAUCAAGAAAAUAUAGACUUGCAAAUAUAGUGGUUAUUAAUCCUACGUAAAUAAAAACAAUUUCUUAGAAAA
Helicoverpa zea (corn earworm) is the source of this 2447-nucleotide messenger RNA. It is a transcript of the gene Pop1, whose product is annotated as ribonucleases P/MRP protein subunit POP1. Lineage: Eukaryota; Metazoa; Arthropoda; Insecta; Lepidoptera; Noctuidae. The transcript has 4 exons. Gene Ontology annotation, biological process: tRNA 5'-leader removal. The record is from RefSeq and is a predicted model, not a curated record. Gene Ontology annotation, cellular component: ribonuclease MRP complex; nucleolar ribonuclease P complex. Bases 110 to 2425 code for a protein of 771 amino acids.